Messenger RNA from Cajanus cajan (pigeon pea), 1887 nucleotides. RefSeq names its product ABSCISIC ACID-INSENSITIVE 5-like protein 2. The record is from RefSeq and is a predicted model, not a curated record. Gene Ontology annotation, biological process: positive regulation of DNA-templated transcription. Gene Ontology annotation, molecular function: DNA-binding transcription factor activity. Gene Ontology annotation, cellular component: nucleus. NCBI's taxonomy places the organism in Eukaryota, Viridiplantae, Streptophyta, Magnoliopsida, Fabales, Fabaceae.
AUUGACAUUGAUUGUCGUUUUGUAUUGUAUGUGAAGAAAAGAAAAUGGGCAUUUGUGAAUUGUGAUUUGGUUUUGUCAUUCUCUCUCUUCACUCACACCUAACUGUCUAUUGUUGUUGUCUUUCUCCGACCACAUUACAUACAAACACAAACACAUGCACUCUCAACACAACACAACACACACAUUCCUUUGCUGAAGUUUUUGUUUUUUCAGACGCUCUCAAUCCAUUGCCUUCUCCACUCAUCAGAUCUCUUUCUCACACAAGUUGUCAGGUUGUGGUCAGCCAGAGGAUGAUUGGGGACAGAAGAUUUGAUUGGACAAUCCUUGCUUCCCUUCACUUUACUCUUUCCUUUUCACUUUAUUUGGAAGCUUGCAAGGCUUUUAGGUGUUCUAAUUAUGUGAGGCAUAAGAUUGAAGACUUUGAUCUGUUGCUUUUUCCCCUUCAGUGGUAAAACUUAUGAAAUAUGGCGUGAAUUGUUAACUCUGAUAAUUGGUUACCUGGGAUCCGAACUAUGGGGUCUCAAGGUGGUGGUGGUGAUGAAAAUGGAAGACAUUCACAGCAGCAGCAGCCUUUGGUGCAGCAAAAUUCAAUGUACAGUCUAACACUCGAUGAAGUUCAGAAUCAAUUAGGUGACUUAGGGAAACCACUAAGUAGUAUGAACCUUGAUGAGCUUCUAAAAAAUGUGUGGAGUGCUGAGGCGAACCAUUCCACUGGUGUGGACAUUGAGGGUACUGCUCCAACUAGUAAAGCUGCACAUCAGCAUCAGGCUAGUUUGUCAUUAACUGGUGCUCUAAGCAGGAAGACUGUUGAUGAGGUAUGGAGAGAUAUACAACGAAGCAAAGAUAACAAAGAUAAGAAGUCUCAAGAGAGACAGCCUACACUCGGAGAGAUGACGUUGGAGGAUUUCUUGGUAAAAGCAGGGAUUGUUGCUGAAGCAUCUUCUAAUAGAAAGAAUGACGGUCUUACACUUGGUGUUGAUUCAAAUGUAGCAGCACCACAGUUUCCUCAGCAUGGUCCUUGGAUACAGUAUCCACAAACACAAUAUCAGCAUCCACAACAGGGUUUAAUGGGGAUUUAUAUGCCUAGCCAGAAUACAGUGCAGCCAUUACACAUGGGAGCUGGUGCUGCAUCAGAUGUUCCAUAUGCAGAUAGUCAGGUAGCAUUGUCUUCACCUGUUAUGUUAAACUUGUCAGAUUCUAGGAGACAUGGGAGAAAACGGGGCACAUCAGAGGAUAUGGUAGAGAGGACUGUUGAGAGGAGGCAGAAGAGGAUGAUCAAGAAUCGCGAAUCUGCUGCCCGUUCUAGAGCAAGGAAACAGGCUUACACAACUGAGUUAGAGCACAAAGUCUCACGUUUGGAAGAAGAAAAUGAAAAGUUGAGGAGACAGAAGGAGCUAGAGAAAAUGUUAUCCAGUGUCCCACCUCCUGAACCUAGAUACCAGAUUCGGCGAACGACAUCGGCCUCGUUCUGACAUCUGUACAAUGCAGGGUUGUAGAUAUGAGUAUCAAGGGAUGCUUCUUUUAGUGUAAUGUGAGUUGACAACUACCUUGUCUCUCAGGAGUAGUAGCUAUUUGAUGCAUUUGCAUCCAACGGCUUUUGUUUUUUUUCCCCCCUUUUUCUUCUUGUUAGUAGGAUUGUCUAAUUAUAACGCCUCAGUGAAAUCCUUGUAGUAAAAAUUUCCUGGGGAAUAUUGUAGUUUUACCAUUCAUUAUAUAGCUUUUCUAAUCAUUUGUUGAGUUUAUUAUGAAACCUUGAUAGUGGCUUGAAUCUAGGGGAUGCCAUGGUUGUUGGGUCUAGAAAUUUUUGAAGUUACUGGGAAAAAGGGUUGCUCUUAAAGGGAUAUGCACAUGAACAUCAGUCAUUAUUAAACCAUAAAAAUUUUAAGC